AUGAAUCUCCUGAUGCUGGCCUUCACUAUCUGUGGGUCUCUAACUCUGGUGGCCAAAGUCACCGAACAGCGUAAAAAAUGCUGGAUUGACUAUGUGCAAGGACGCUGCAGGAAGAUAUGCAAAGUUACUGAAAUUCGUGAGCUGUUGUGUAAAAAUGGGGGGUAUUGUUGCCUCAGUAUCAAAGAAGUGGAAGCCCGUAAAAGAAUUACAAACCCUCCGCGUCCAAAGCCUAUAACGUAUGCACUGACUUUGCCUCAAGAUUACGAUACACCAAUGGAAAAUAUCUCAAGCCCUAACCCAGAUUCUCCAUAAAUCAAGUACAAGUUUUUCUUCAUUUUUUUCUCAGCCUAUUCCAAUGAACUAAGGUAAAGAAAUUUAUAUCUUUUCA
Molecule: messenger RNA, 388 nt
Organism: Loxodonta africana (African savanna elephant)
Lineage: Eukaryota; Metazoa; Chordata; Mammalia; Proboscidea; Elephantidae
Gene: DEFB127
Product: defensin beta 127
Exons: 2
Coding region: 1-312 (103 amino acids)
Biological process (GO): innate immune response
Cellular component (GO): extracellular region
Source: RefSeq, a predicted model, not a curated record